UUCAUCACAUCACCGCACCUCAAACUUUUCCUUACCCUUCCUCCUUCAAUCUUCCUCAAACUUGAAAAAAGUUUGAAAUUCCAAAACCCCAAUUUGAAUUUUCUCUCUGCUGCGAUCUCCACCUUCAAAAAUUAAAUCUCCCCCCGUCUCUUAAUUAGGGUUUCUCUCUCCCCUCACUUUUGUGGAUCUACUUGUUUCUUCGAUCUCUUCCACUUUGCUUUUUUUUUUUUUUUUUUUCUUGGAUUCGAUUUUGAUUUUUUUUAAUCUUAAGAAGCAAGAAAACGAACAUGGAGGCGAUCGAAGAAUUGUCGCAGCUUUCUGAUGCGAUGCGCCAAGCAGCUUCUGUGCUUGCCGAUGAAGAUGUCGAUGAUACUUCUUCGUCGGCGUCAUCGUCUCGUCGGAACUCAACUUUCCUCAAUGUUGUUGCGCUUGGCAAUGUCGGUGCAGGUAAAUCAGCAGUGUUGAAUAGUCUGAUUGGACAUCCUGUUUUGCCUACUGGUGAAAAUGGUGCUACACGGGCUCCCAUAAGCAUUGAAUUAAACAGAGAUGGCUCUCUAAGUAGCAAGUCCAUUGUUUUGCAAAUCGACAAUAAAACUCAGCAGGUGUCUGCAAGUGCCCUUAGGCAUUCUCUUCAGGAUAGGCUUAGCAAGGGUUCAACAGGAAAGAGUCGCGACGAGAUAUACUUGAAGUUGCGUACGAGUACAGCUCCACCUUUGAAAUUAAUUGAUCUGCCUGGGCUGGAACAACGGAUUGUGGAUGAAUCUAUGGUCAGUGACUAUGUGGCACACAACGACGCAAUUUUGUUGGUGGUAAUUCCUGCUUCUCAGGCCCCAGAAGUUUCUUCAGCCAGAGGUCUCAGACUUGCCAAGGAGUAUGAUUCGGAGGGAACGAGGACCAUUGGUGUAAUCAGCAAAAUCGAUCAAGCCGCCUCAGAACCUAAAGCCCUUGCUGCUGUUCAAGCUUUGUUGUUGGGUCAAGGACCAAGAAGUACAGCUGAUAUGCCAUGGGUUGCUUUAAUUGGUCAGUCGGUGUCAAUAGCCACGGCUUCUGGAACUGCUGGAUCCGAAAACUCCUUAGAAACUGCUUGGCGAGCUGAAAGUGAGAGCCUUAAGUCUAUCUUAACUGGGGCUCCCCAAGGCAAGCUUGGUAGAAUAGCUUUAGUGGAAUCUUUGGCUGCACAAAUACGCAACCGUAUGAAAGUCAGACUUCCAAGUAUUCUUUCUGGACUCCAGGGAAAAUCUCAGAUAGUUCAGGAUGAACUAGUGAAACUUGGCGAGUCAAUGGUUUCAAGUGCUGAAGGUACGAGAGCAUUGGCAUUGGAGCUUUGCCGUGAAUUUGAGGAGAAAUUUUUGAGGCACAUCACUGGUGGUGAGGGCAAUGGGUGGAAGAUUGUUGCCAGUUUUGAAGGAAAUUUUCCGAACAGGAUUAAGCAGCUUCCAUUGGAAAGACACUUUGAUAUUAACAAUGUCAAAAGGAUUGUUCUGGAAGCAGAUGGUUAUCAACCAUAUCUUAUAUCUCCAGAGAAGGGGCUAAGGUCUUUGAUAAAGAGUGUCCUUGAAAUGGCAAAAGAACCGUCGCGGCUUUGUGUUGAUGAGGUGCAUCAUGUACUGGUCGAUAUUGUAUCUCAAGCUGCAAAUGCUACACCAGGCCUUGGAAGAUACCCACCAUUUAAAAGAGAGGUAAUUGCAAUUGCAAGUUCUGCUCUUGAUGUGUUUAAAGGCAAAGCAAAGCAAAUGGUAGUUGACUUAGUAGAUAUGGAGCGUGCCUUUGUUCCACCACAGCACUUUAUUCGUUUGGUGCAGAGACGGAUGGAGAGACAGAGACGUGAAGAGGAGGUGAAAACUCGAUCAUCCAAGAAAGGGUCGGACGCGGAGCAAUCGAUGUUGAAUAGGGCAACAAGUCCUCAGACAAGCAGCCAACAAAGUAGUGGGAACUUAAAAUCAAUGAAGGAUUCAAAGUCUGAUAAAGACAAAGACAAAGAUAAAGAGGGACCAGAGGGUUCCGGUGUGAAGACAGCUGGGCCCGAGGGAGAAAUAACCGCAGGUUUCUUAUUGAAAAAGAGUGCUAAAACUAACAGUUGGAGUAGAAGAUGGUUCGUGUUGAACGAAAAAACUAAAAAGCUUGGGUACACAAAGAAACAAGAAGAAAGACAUUUCCGCGGUGUUAUCACUUUAGAGGAGUGUCAAAUCGAAGAAAUUACUGACGAGGAAGAUGCCCCUCCAAAAAGUUCCAAGGACAAAAAGUCAAAUGGUCCUGAUAAAGGUCCCAGCCUUGCAUUUAAGUUGACGAACAAAGUACCGUACAAGACUGUUCUUAAAGCACAUAGUGCUGUCCUGCUGAAAGCGGAGAGUGCGGCGGACAAGGUUGAGUGGUUGAACAAGUUAAAAAACUUCGCAACACUUAAAAGUGGUCAAGGAAUGGGUGAAGCUGGGCACCCAAUGCGUCAAAGUCAUUCUGAUGGUUCGCUUGAUACAAUGGCUAGAAGACCUGCAGACCCAGAAGAGGAGCUUCGCUGGAUGUCUCAGGAAGUGCGUGGAUAUGUAGAAGCCGUUCUAAACAGCCUUGCAGCAAAUGUGCCAAAAGCUGUAGUUCUUUGCCAAGUGGAGAAAGCCAAAGAAGACAUGCUUAAUCAACUGUACAGUUCCAUAAGUGGCCAGAGUUCUACGAAGAUUGAAGAGCUCCUUCAAGAAGACCAGAAUGUGAAACGUAAAAGAGAACGUUAUACGAAACAGUCAUCUAUUCUAUCAAAACUUGUGAGGCAGUUAAGUAUCCAUGAUAACCGGGCAGAUGCUGCAUCUGGGUGGUCUGAUGGUGGUAGUGGUGCAGAAAGCAGCCCCAGAACAGGGAGCUCAGGGGCUGGGGAUGAUUGGAGAAGUGCAUUUGAUGCUGCUGGUAAUGGUCCAACAGAUUUUUCUAGGACUCACAGUCGACGGUACAGUGAUCCAGCACAAAAUGGUGAUCUGAAUGGCGGAUCUAGCUCAAACUCAAACAGCCGUCGCACUCCAACACGAUUGCCCCCGGCUCCACCUUCAUCUGGUAGAUACUAGAUGCUCGUGGAUCGAGGUUAUGAUGCCUGAUUUUAUGAUUCGUGUAAUUCUUGUUGGGGUGGAUGUUUUAAUCUUGCUCCCUGAUAUUGAGCAUUUCUUCUGCUCUCCUUUAUAUGUCAUAAUAGUUUUGUAGAUUGGGAGAAAAAGAACAGGUGAUUCAUGUAGAUAGAUAUUGGGCGGCUUUUUUUUCACUAUUGAUGACUCGAUUUUGCAACGUGUCAGGCAGUUUGUUCAUUAAAA
Messenger RNA from Spinacia oleracea (spinach), 3287 nucleotides. RefSeq names its product dynamin-2B. The transcript has 22 exons. Gene Ontology annotation, molecular function: microtubule binding; GTPase activity; GTP binding. NCBI's taxonomy places the organism in Eukaryota, Viridiplantae, Streptophyta, Magnoliopsida, Caryophyllales, Amaranthaceae. Gene Ontology annotation, cellular component: cytoplasm; membrane; microtubule. The record is from RefSeq and is a predicted model, not a curated record. Bases 288 to 3047 code for a protein of 919 amino acids.